UUUUUUAAUUCACAAUACUAACCAAUUUAAUAGCAGAAUUAAAUAAUUUUUUGUUAUUGGAGUAAUCUCACAUAGAAAAAUUUUUUAAUAAUAUUAAAUAGAGAGUCGGACAUUAUUUUACCACCAUAUUAUACUCAAAAAUUUUCAAAACAUAAAAGUACUGAGAAAUUCGAGAAAAUUGCGUUAAUAUUCUGAAAUAAAAAAAAGCAAAAAAAAAUAAAAAUUUCAAAUUUGAGUUUUUCUUUCCCCCAUUGUAUUUUAAAUUAAAUUUUAGUUAUUUAUCAAAUUUUGUAUGAAAAACAAUAAAAUUGUCGGUAUUAAAAAAAUGAGUUGCAAUUUAAGUUGUUUUUGUGUUUUAAUUGUUUUAUUACAAAUAGCAAAAAGAUUUUUACCAUGGCUUUAUAAUAAUUUAAUAGGACCAAAUUUUAUUGGUCCUAAAGUUGAUGUUGAAAAAAUGGGAAAAUGGGCAGUUAUUACCGGUGCCACUGAAGGUAUUGGAAAAGCAUAUGCCAAAGCUCUUGCAAAGAAAGGAUUAAAUGUGAUUUUAAUAAGCAGAUCCUUAGAAAAACUUGAAAAAGUUAAAUCAGAAAUCGCUGAAUGUAGUCAAGUUGAAGUAAAAUUGAUUGAUGUUGAUUUUACAAGUGGUCCCGAAAUAUAUACAAAAAUUUCAACAAAUAUUCAAAAUCUUGAAAUUGGUGUAUUAGUUAAUAAUGUCGGAAUGAGCUAUACUUAUCCAGAUUUCUUUUUAAAUAUACAAAAUGAAAAAUUUUUACGUGAUAUUAUAACAUGUAAUAUAAAUUCUGUAACGCAUAUGUGUCGUUUAAUUAUGCCACAAAUGAUUGAACGUAAACGUGGUAUUGUUAUAAAUAUUUCAUCAAUGGCUGCACAUGUUCCAAAUCCAUUAUUAUGUUUAUAUAGUGGUACUAAAGCAUUUAUUGAUAAAUUCUCUGAUGAUUUGAAUACAGAAUAUAAAGGACAAGGAAUUAUUGUACAAAGUGUUAUGCCUGGAUAUGUUGUAUCAAAUAUGACUAAAAUAAAGAGACCAACAUUGAUGGCACCUUCCGCUGAUUGUUAUGUUGCAUCUGCUUUAAGAACAUUAGGAAUUUCAGCUCAUACAACUGGUUAUUUUCCACAUGCUUUAAUGAAAUUAGCUAUUGAUGCCAUAAGAGCUUUAACUUGCGAUUCCUUUUUGAAUAGUUAUGUAAUGAAAAAUUUAUUUGCUGUAAGAAAGAGAGCUUUACGUAAUGCUGAAAAAAAGGCUGAGUAAAUUAAGAUGAUUAAAUUUA
This is a messenger RNA of Condylostylus longicornis, 1286 nucleotides long. It is a transcript of the gene spidey, whose product is annotated as very-long-chain 3-oxoacyl-CoA reductase-B. The record is from RefSeq and is a predicted model, not a curated record. Gene Ontology annotation, cellular component: endoplasmic reticulum. The transcript is spliced from 4 exons. The coding region runs from base 293 to 1267 and encodes 324 amino acids. Lineage: Eukaryota; Metazoa; Arthropoda; Insecta; Diptera; Dolichopodidae. Gene Ontology annotation, molecular function: oxidoreductase activity.